Messenger RNA from Hippopotamus amphibius kiboko, 1317 nucleotides. It is a transcript of the gene BCAS4, whose product is annotated as breast carcinoma amplified sequence 4. Bases 1 to 612 code for a protein of 203 amino acids. The record is from RefSeq and is a predicted model, not a curated record. The transcript has 5 exons. Gene Ontology annotation, cellular component: BLOC-1 complex. Lineage: Eukaryota; Metazoa; Chordata; Mammalia; Artiodactyla; Hippopotamidae.
AUGCAGCGAGUCGGGGGCGGGGCUCCGAGGCCGGGACGCGGCGUCGGGUUCCCGGGCAGCCUGCGCCAGCUGGACCCUGCAGCGCUCCUGAUGCUGCUCGUGGACGCCGAUCGGCCGGAGCCCGUGCGCACCGGGGCGCGGGAGCUCGCGCUCUUCCUCACCCCCGAGCCCGGGGCCGAGGCAAAGGAGGUGGAGGAGACCAUCGAGGGCUUGCUCCUCAGGCUGGAAGAGUUUUGCAGCCUGGCCGACAUGAUCAGGAGCGACACUUCACAGAUCUUGGAGGAAAACAUCCCCCUCCUUAAGGCCAAGGUGAUGGAAAUGCGUGGCAUCUACACCAAAGUGGACCAGCUGGAGGCCUUUGUCAAGAUGGUUGGGCACCACGUCUCCUUCCUGGAAGCCCACGUGCUUCAGGCGGAGCGGGACCACGGGGCUCUCUCUCAGACCCUGCGGAAGUGGCUGGGGUCUUCGGGGCUCCCCACCUUCGGGAACAAGUUGUGGACUCCGGCGGCCCCGACGUUUGAGCUGCCCGCAUUGUACAGAACUGAGGACUAUUUUCCUGUGGACGCCGGGGAGGCAACGCCCCGAGCCCCCAGCGGCCAACGGCGUCUGUGAGCCCUGCGGUCCUGCCGUCAGGGACGUCAGGAAGUGACAUCUGUGUGCAGAGCAGAUUGGUUUUUUUGUUGUUUGUUUUUGUUUGUUUUUUAUUGUCGUGGAUUCCUUUUCUGAAUUUUCCUCCUUGCUUCACUUGGGCCCAUGGGGUUUGGAGAAGCAUUUGGAACCCACAGGUGGGCAGUGCUUCAGCGAUAAGCUGGAGAAGGCCUUCUCCACCAGUGUUUGGCCUGCCUGGUAUUAUGGACAAGGUGGUCACCCUGGGUGAUGGGCUGUGGGGUCUCGGAUUUCCCUUUCCCUCUGAAGGGCUUUGCACAGGAAUCGUGGGGGGCUCGCGCGGUGCCACCAGGGUGUUUGGCUCCAGGUCCAUCUGUGUUGGCUGGUCUGUCUGAACCCCAGUGCCCACUGGCCCUGUGAACCGUCUCAAUAAAGGUGUCAAGAGGUCACCUGGGUGGAAAUGUAUCCUUGAUGGUGCUCCUGCCACCUGGUCAAGCCUCAUCCUCAGAAUCUGCUUAUUAUAAAGCCCCCGACCUGAGGGAGGGUGCAGCGCUGGCCUUCGCAUCCCAGCAGAACUCAGAGAUCAGUAGGGUUUCCUGGGGUCUUCCAAGGUGUGUUUGCUUUUGUUUCUUCUCAUGCAGAUGAAUUUCCUGCUAUUGUCCUGAAACACCGGAUUCCUCACUUUGGUGAUGGAUAUUUCUAUUUUCUGGA